UCAUGUACUAAUAUUUCAACAUUAUACCUGUGCAUUAUACAUAUUUUUAUUUCAGCAAACCUGAGUUUUCCAGGAAGUCGAGAACCGUUUAAAUUGAUAUCCUAUUUGAACCAGAAUUAUAUGAACACUAACAAUUGCAAUUUACCGAUUAUAGGUUCUUUGCUCCGAUUAAUUUAACAAUUUUACGGCAAUUUUUGUGAUAAAACCACACAGCACCACAAGCAUUGUUUAAAUAGGCUUAAGGUUGUGUCUAUCAAAUAAAAAUAUGGCAGAUAAUUAUGAAGAUAUGAGUAUAAAUGAAAUAAAUGAUCUACUUCGUAAAUGGAGGGAUAACAAUGAACGAAAGAGUACCGAAAUAAUGUUACUAUGGGAAAAAGUUAAUGCGGGCUUAGACAGCAAAUCUAAUGAGAAGUAUUUGAUUAUGGAGCAGCUAAUAAUAGCAGCCCUAGACUCUAACUAUCACAAUAUAGCACUUAUAUGGAUUGAAGCCCUGGACGCAGCAUUCCCUGGUAGCUUGAGAGUGUUGAGAUAUAAGGCAAUGUGGUUGGAGGCACAAGAACAAUAUGACAAGGCAUUACAAGUCCUGGAUCAAAUAAUAAAAACGGAUGAAACCAACGCGCCAGCGAGGAAACGUCGCGUGGCCAUUAUGAAAGCACAAGGCCAAAUCACUGAGGCUAUCAAGGAAUUAGUGGACUAUUUGAAGAAAUUCAUAUCAGACAUGGAAGCAUGGCAGGAACUCAGCGAGCUCUAUCUACAAAUGGGCGAAUACUCUCGCGCCGCGUUCUGCGUGGAGGAGCUGAUCCUGCAUCAGCCGCAUAACCAUCUGUUCCAUCAGCGCCUUGCUGACAUACGAUACACUAUGGGUGGUGUAGAGAAUAUGGAAUUGGCAAAAUCAUACUACUGCCAAGCUGUGAAGUUGAACCCUAACAAUGUUAGAGCGCUGUUAGGUUUGGUUCUGGUAACAAAUAACCUACUAGGCCACUACAAGUCGUCAGGGAGUACAAAACGCAAGGAAGUAUGGAAACUUAGCCAAUGGGCGCAAUCCGAAGUUUCGAAGAAGCAGAAAGAGGCACAAGGCUCUAAUGCCAACGCCUUAACUAACAUGAUGUUAGCUAUUUCAAUAAGCGAUUAGUGAAUAUUAUCAUAGACAAAAGAUUUUUACCAACAAUUUUAUAGCAAAAUGUUGGCAACAUUGUGUUAUUCUCUAUUUAAUUUAUGGCGGUAAUAUUUUCAAAUAUGGAUUCAUGGAAUCUUUGUACAUUUCCGUUUUUCAAGAAAAUUAUGCAAAAAUACAAAAUAUUUUAUUUAUUAUUAUUAUGAAUAUUGUGUUCAUAUGGUUGAAUGUGUGGUUCGUAUAUAUUUACUGGGAUUUAGUAUAAUUUAUGUUAAAGGCAAUGUAGGUAGCGAAUUAAGGAAUGUCUAUGUAUUUGUGUUAUAGUAAUAUUAUCGCUAGCAUUUCCUAAAUAAAUUAUGUUACCAAA
Colias croceus (clouded yellow) is the source of this 1481-nucleotide messenger RNA. Its product is annotated as ER membrane protein complex subunit 2-like. Gene Ontology annotation, molecular function: protein binding. Gene Ontology annotation, cellular component: EMC complex. The transcript has 7 exons. NCBI's taxonomy places the organism in Eukaryota, Metazoa, Arthropoda, Insecta, Lepidoptera, Pieridae. Gene Ontology annotation, biological process: protein folding in endoplasmic reticulum. Bases 266 to 1132 code for a protein of 288 amino acids. The record is from RefSeq and is a predicted model, not a curated record.